Molecule: messenger RNA, 324 nt
Organism: Clunio marinus
Lineage: Eukaryota; Metazoa; Arthropoda; Insecta; Diptera; Chironomidae
Source: the annotation of a GenBank genome assembly
AUGAUACCAACACAUCAGACAAGAAUCUUCGUCUCUUCUUUACUUCUCAUUCCAUCUGAUUUCAUGGCAUUUCAUUACAUCGAAAGCAAAAUAAUAUGGCACGAGAUAAAACGUAUUUUUGAAGGAAUACGGCGUCGGUUGGCUUUCAAACAACAGCAACAACAACGAAGAGCUGAGAGCGGGGAAUUUAAAAAUGAAAAUGAAAAAAUGUUCAUGAAGUUCACAUGGAAAUGCUUCGCUCUUCGUCUCAUUGCUUUCUUAGCAACAAUCGAAAGAUUGAACUUUUAUGGCUUAUCUAGAAUUGACAGAUUCACAUCUAGAUAA